UCUUUUCGCCCACAAAAAUGUCAUCAACCCGUCGCAGUAAUAGUAGGAGACACACACUUCCUCUUUCUUCUUGCAACAACUGCAACAACACUGAGAACAGAGAUUACAGCCUCAGCCUCCUCCCUUACUUCGCUUAUCUAAACCUCACAAUUAGUAGUAUGAGCACAGUCUACCGCGCCUAUAUCCACAACGACUUGCCCAUGAUCAUUUUCAUCGUUUUUGUCUACUUUGCAUACUUUAUGUUGGACCAUUGUUUCACUGAGUUCAAUAAGUUGCCCCCAAAUGAUAACUCGCAGAAGAAAGAGUUCCUGAAGUUCACUAUCUGUGUUUUGUCUACCUCCAUCUUGUUCGGCUUUGCGUGUCAAUUCGCUACUUUUUUAAACUUGGCUGCUAGCUUGUCUAUCUUUCUUCUUGUAAUUGCAAGUAGCUUCUGCCUCCUCUAUGUGUACUUUGUCUAUGAUGACCCAAAAAUGUUUCGGAGUUCUCGUCCUAAAAACGAAAAAGUGAGUAGCAAGAAAACCAAGCAAACGCCCUCUCCGGAAAUAGUCUAACUCCUUUCGGAAAUAGUACCAAAAUCCUUAUUCUGUACCUAGGAAUUGCAAAAUUAUCUUGUGUAGAGGUGUGGUGUGGUGUGCCUAUGCUUAUGACAAUUUCAGUUCCCUGCUGUGUGCACGAAUGUUCCUCUCCAUCUUAUAGCCUACUAGUAGUGUUACCUUGAACAAUAAUAAGUUUUUUUUUGUUUGUUUGUUUGUUUUAAUUUUUCAAAUAUGAAAAUAAUGUAAUUAAAAAAUAUAUUUAUUAUGUUGUUUUAAUUUUAUAAUAAAAUUAAUAUUAUUUUUAA
This is a messenger RNA of Quercus robur (English oak), 841 nucleotides long. RefSeq lists its product as uncharacterized. The transcript has 2 exons. Bases 18 to 551 code for a protein of 177 amino acids. Lineage: Eukaryota; Viridiplantae; Streptophyta; Magnoliopsida; Fagales; Fagaceae. The record is from RefSeq and is a predicted model, not a curated record.